AUGUCCAGUACAAGACCAGACCUUAAGUUCGCUGACAAGGUAGAUGAAAGACUGUACUUUCGAAAAUUCACGAAUUUGCCGGCUAAAGAUAGCUCAACCAUUAGAAUCAUUGAUCACAACAACAAAGAUUAUUUUACUGUUUUAGAUGAAGAUGCUGAUUUAGUUGCUGAUAACAUAUACAAGACACAAUCGGUAAUUAAGUACAAUCCUAAUAACAAGAAUAGGUACGUGACGGUAUCGCUACCAGUUUUAACCAACAACUUAUUGAAAUUUUGCUUGAUAGAAAAGAACUUGAAGGUUGAAAUUUACAACAACAAGACCUUCGAUCUUAUAUGUUUCGCAACUCCCGGCAACCUAGAAUCAUUGGCAAGUAACUAUGGAGUCGAUUUAGAAUCACUGUUCAAAGAUUGCUCCACUCCUAUUAUCGCUGGAAUCAAGUUUCAUCAACAAGGGAAUGGAAAAAGGAUUGGAAUAUGUUUUGUAGACUUACUGAAUUCAAGCAUUAAACUUUGUGAAUUUGAGGAUAAUGAAUUGUUCUCUAAUCUUGAGAGUUUACUCUUGCAAAUGGGGGUUAAAGAGGUCAUUUUCCCUUCAAACUACGAUCCUCAAGAUGAUAACCCAGAGGUUAUAAAAUUAUAUCAAGUUCUUCUGAAGAUUGGAAAUAUUGUUAUUAGCACUAUAAAGCCUUCUGCAUUUUCUCAAAAAGAUAUUGAAGCAGAUUUAUCGAAAAUCGUGGUGUCUGACUUGAAGAGUGACGAAGAGGUAAACAUUGACCUCAUACUUGCCUCUAAGGGUAUCAAUUCUUCCGAUUUUAAUCUAUCGCUAUCUUGCUGCAAUGCAUUGAUAGAAUAUUUGGAACUUCUUGGCGAACAAAACCAAAACUUCACAAUUGACCAGUAUAAUUUGAGCGCAUACAUGAAGCUUGAUGCUUCGACUAUGAAGGCUCUAAACAUUUUUCCCUCUACUAAUACAGCAAACGGUAGCUCAUUGUCAAAAUCUACCAAUAUUACUUCAAUUUUUGAGCUAUUAAAUAAGUGCAAGACAGCUGCUGGCUCUAGGUUAUUGUCCCAAUGGUUGAAGCAACCUUUAACUGAUCUUGAUUCUAUUGAAGUCCGGCAAGACCUUGUUCAACUCCUCAUUGAUGACAAUAAUUUAAGAGUUUUCAUUACAGAAGAUUGGCUAUCAAAGGUACCUGACAUCAAAAGACUCUUCAAGAAAAUUUUGAGUGGAACAAAGCGUACUUCGGGGAAUGAAAGUAAGAAAUUAGAGGACGUAGUUAGACUUUAUCAAUUUGUAUUAAUUGUUCCUGAAUUGAUCGAAAUGUUGGAAGUAGUGGUUGAUGACUUAAAGGACAAUGGAAAGUUAGCUAAUCUAGUGAAGAAAAAUUGGCUAGAACCUAUUAAACUGAAAUAUGAACCAUUGUCCAAAUUUAAAGAGUUGGUAGAGACAACUACUGAUCUUUCUCCUUUGGACUCUACUUCUGCUCACGAUUUAAUGAACACAGAUUUUAACAUCAAGCCUGAAUUUGAUGAGUCGUUAGUGGAGAUAAAUGAAAGAUUGCAAGGCAGUUUGCAUCAAAUCAGAGAAAUACACGAAGACGUAGCAAAUGACUUGAAUAUGGAAGUGGAUAAAAAGCUUAAGUUAGAAAACCAUCAGCAACAUGGUUGGUGUUUCAGAGUAACUAGAAUUGAUUCCACGGUUUUGAGGAAUACAGGAAACAAGUACACACAGUUGCAAACAGUCAAGGCUGGUGUUUACUUUACAACGAAAAGGUUAUCUGCAUUAUCCCAGGAAUACCUAGAAGCAUCAGCCGAAUAUAAUUUGAAGCAGCGUGAACUCGUAAAAGAAAUCUUAUCUAUCACUUUGACGUACCAGCUGGUUUUCAUCCCUUUGAGUCUAACAGUAUCUGAAAUCGACGUCUUAAGCAGUUUCGCCAACGUCGCUAUUUUUGCUCCUAUACCGUUCGUGAGACCAAUUUCUCAUCCAAUGAGUAAUUCUAUCAACAGUGAUGAUCAUAAUAGAAGAAAAAUUAAGUUGCAAGAUUCUAGGCAUCCUGUCUUAGAAGUUCAAGAUGAUAUUGAUUUCAUUCCUAACGACUUAUACUUUUCAAAUGAAAAGAGUGAAAAGGGUAAAUCUUUUGUAAUAAUUACUGGUCCUAAUAUGGGUGGUAAAUCAACGUACAUCAGGCAAGCAGGUGUGAUAGCUUUGAUGAAUCAAGUUGGUUCCUUUAUUCCAGUAGGAGAAGAUAACUUCAAACCGGAGAUUGCUGUAUUUGAUGCUAUUUUGUCAAGAGUGGGAGCUGGUGACUCACAAUUAAAAGGUUUGUCCACGUUCAUGAUCGAAAUGCUUGAAACUUCUUCAAUCUUGGCAACCGCUACCCAUAACUCUCUAAUUAUUAUUGAUGAAUUGGGAAGGGGAACGUCCACCUAUGAUGGGUUUGGGUUAGCUUGGUCCAUUCUGGAACAUUUGAUCAGUGAGAAAAAAUGCUUCACGUUGUUUGCAACUCAUUUUCACGAGUUGACUCAACUUUCAUCAAAAUACGAAGAUCAAGUUGAAAAUUUACACGUCGUUGCACAUGUACAGCGAGAUGAUGAGAACGAAGAGGAUGAUAUCACUCUUAUGUAUAAAGUAGAGCCAGGCAUAUCUGACAAGUCAUUCGGAAUCCACGUUGCAGAACUUGUUAAAUUUCCUUCUAAGAUUAUUAACAUGGCCAAAAGAAAAGCAUCAGAGCUUCAGCAAACGGUUUUAGACGAGGAUGAUAAAUACAUACAAAACAAGAAGACGAAAUGCUCUCCUUCAGAAAUCCAAAGUGGUAUUCACAGCCUUAAAAGUAUUCUCAAGAAUUGGAGGUCCCAAUGUUUUGAUGAAUCGAAUUCAGAAUGCAAAGUUCAAUCUUCAGUUGCUCUUGAUAAAUUGAAAACUCUAGUGAAUAAUGAGUACGCAGACACGAUAAAAAACGACAAAUUUAUAAGCGAAAUAAUCCAAAUGCUAUGA
This is a messenger RNA of Priceomyces carsonii, 2994 nucleotides long. RefSeq names its product mismatch repair ATPase (gene MSH2). The coding region runs from base 1 to 2994 and encodes 997 amino acids. The transcript has a single exon. NCBI's taxonomy places the organism in Eukaryota, Fungi, Ascomycota, Pichiomycetes, Serinales, Debaryomycetaceae. Gene Ontology annotation, biological process: mitotic recombination; mismatch repair. The record is from RefSeq and is a predicted model, not a curated record. Gene Ontology annotation, molecular function: mismatched DNA binding; ATP-dependent DNA damage sensor activity; ATP binding. Gene Ontology annotation, cellular component: nucleus; MutSalpha complex.